AUGACUAAAUAUGGAAGAGAAUUUACUAUAUUAACCACGAAAUAUGCUCAUAUAUUUGCCAAAAAACACUACGGAGUAGAUGUUUUUGAAGGUGACGAUAAAAAUUGUCCAUCUGGUAUUGAAGUUGAUGCUGAGUCUGAUUAUUCACGUACAAUUGAUAAAAGAUUACUACGCACAAGACUAUUUUAUUCAGAUAUAGGUACCUAUAAUUUUUUUGGAUUGAAAGAUAGAGCAGAUUUUCAUCGUGUAACAGAUGCAACAAUGGCUCUUCUUCAGGAUUCAGGAAACUUUAUGUGUAACUGGUCAAUGGCAAGUCCUCUUGUUUGGGGAAAUCCUGAAUCAGAACUUGGGGGAAAGUUUAUAAAAGAUUUUGCAAUUGGUCCUCCUAAAUUAGUUUUCCCUAAAGGAUAUGAGUUUAAAGAUAGUAAUUAUUUCAAGUUUACGCAUUAUGAUUAUAAAAUGGGUAGUAGAUUUGAACCACCUCAAAUGAAAGCAAAUCUUGAUUGCACAAAUGAUACUUCUUACUACUGCAGAGGAUUUAAAUUUUACAAUCCAUUUAAUGAGUCAUAUAUAUCUAUGUUUCGUGAAAAUGAUCAUGUUGAUUUUAUAUCUGCUCCACAAGUUGUUUGUCCAAAAGGAAUGGCAUUGCUACCUGGAAAUAAUAGCCCACAAAUUUCAAUAAGGGAAUGUGGCUAUUAUAAAUGCAACAAAUAUGAUAGCUUCACUUAUUACAUUCCAAAUUCGGCCUACAUUAAUUUCAAGCCACUAAACAUUACUUGCAAUAAGACAAAUAUUGGACAAAAGUUUUAUUUUGUACUAUAUACAAUAAUGGUUGGUUAUUGGCAAUAUUCUGAAAGAGAUUUAAUCUGUCCUGAUCCAGAACUAUUCUGCAGAAGAGUUAAGUUAUAUGAUAUGAAUUUUGUUAGAGAUCCUUCUGAUCUUGAAUCAAAGCAACUUGAUGAUCCAUAUGCAAACACUACAGAUAAUGUUAGUGAUAAGGCUGCGGGAAAUUCAACUGAAUCUCGAAGUCAAAUUGGAAAAGCAUUAUCUUGGGCUGUUUUAAGCGUGACAAUUGUUACAAUUUUUGUCAUAACUGGCUUCAUUAUUUACUAUAAAAAGAAAGAUUUAAAGGAUGAUACAUCAGCAGACGCACGAACAACUUGCGAAAAAUCAUUUAUUUGA
Trichomonas vaginalis G3 is the source of this 1182-nucleotide messenger RNA. RefSeq names its product regulation of choline O-acetyltransferase protein. The coding region runs from base 1 to 1182 and encodes 393 amino acids. Gene Ontology annotation, cellular component: cytoplasm; membrane. Lineage: Eukaryota; Parabasalia; Trichomonadida; Trichomonadidae. The transcript has a single exon. The record is from RefSeq and is a predicted model, not a curated record. Gene Ontology annotation, biological process: proteolysis; cell adhesion. Gene Ontology annotation, molecular function: metalloendopeptidase activity.